This is a messenger RNA of Anolis carolinensis (green anole), 3849 nucleotides long. Its product is annotated as homeobox protein prophet of Pit-1. Lineage: Eukaryota; Metazoa; Chordata; Lepidosauria; Squamata; Anolidae. Gene Ontology annotation, molecular function: DNA-binding transcription factor activity, RNA polymerase II-specific; DNA binding. The coding region runs from base 1 to 693 and encodes 230 amino acids. Gene Ontology annotation, biological process: pituitary gland development; regulation of DNA-templated transcription. The record is from RefSeq and is a predicted model, not a curated record. The transcript has 3 exons.
AUGCAGCAGGGAUCAAAUGAGAUGGAGGGUGAACUAGCAAGCAAGAGGAAGAACGCGAAGUUCACCGACACUUUUCCUGAAACGGUCAGCUCCACAGCGGAUAUCGAAGCUUCCUUCUACAAGAAGUUCCCUGAUGUAUCUGCCUUGGCUGGGGGCUCCUUGCUCUCUCCUUCCACCCCAUCCUCCCUCCAGGCUGCUGCCAUUCCUGCCCGUCGCCGACACCGGACUACCUUCAGCCAGGAGCAGCUGGACCAACUGGAGGCUGCCUUUGCAAAAAACCACUAUCCUGACAUCUACUGUCGAGAGGAGCUGGCGAGAACUACCAAGCUCAAUGAGGCUCGCAUUCAGGUUUGGUUCCAGAAUCGGCGAGCAAAGCAGCGAAAGCAGGAAAGAGCAUUCCCCAAAUCUGCCGCUACGGGUGUCCUCUCUGUCUGUCCCCUGCCCAUGCCCCCAACACGGCAGUAUCAUUACCCACCCACCCUUGGGCCACACCAUCAACUGCCUCGUUUUCCUUCCAACUAUACUCUCCCUCCUGCAACUCCCUCUGGUACUCCAGCCCAGUUCCCAUGCCCCCAAACUGGCCGCACUCAUGAAGACUGGUACACCCCUCUGCGCACCAUUGGGUCCCCCACAGUUGCUUCCCCACCUUCCAUGAUCUCGCUGAGCCUCGAUCCCAGCACCCUUUGGAACUGAGGGUCUCUUUGUAUGCAAAGAUACGGAUAAUGUGCAUCCAGGUGGGGAUAAGACACAUAAACAUGGGGAACACAAACCACACCUAAGGAGAAGCCAGAGCGUGAUACCCUAUCUCAGCCCCUGCCAAUUUCGUGACAAUCUAUCUGCUGAGGAAUACUCAGGCCUUUGCCAUAAAAGAGCUGUGCUUUAUUGACAGUUUAGUGACAUUUUUCAGAAUGUGUAUCAACGCAUACACACGUUUUUGGCUACAGUUUUGGUCUUAUACUCAACAGUGUAGUGGAGCCACAGGAUUUUUUGAAUAGCAUGGCUCUGGUGUCAUUUGCCAUCCCCCUUACAUUCCUGUUUUCUCUGAGGGCCCUUCCACACAGCCACAUAAUCCAGAAUACCAAGGCAGAUAAUCCACAAUAUCAGAUAUAACUGGAUUACAGUAGAGUCUCACUUAUCCAACACCCGCUUAUCCAACGUUCUGGAUUAUCCAAUGCAUUUUUGUAGUCAAUGUUUUCAAUAUAUCGUGAUAUUUUGGUGCUAAAUUCAUAAAUACAGUAAUUACUACAUAGCAUUACUGCAUAUUGAACUACUUUUUCUGCCAAAUUUGUUGUCUAACAUGAUGUUUUGGUGCUUCAUUUGUAAAAUUAUAACCUAAUUUGAUGUUUAAUAGGCUUUUCCUUAAUGCCUCCUUAUUAUCCAACAUAUUCGCUUAUCCAACAUUCUGCCGGCCCGUUUAUGUUGGAUAAGUGAGACUCUACUGUAUCUAAAUCCACACUGCCAUAUAAUCCAGUUCAAUGUGGAUUGUAUACAGCUGUGUAGAAGAGGCCUAAGUUUCUCUGCAAUUCCCACAUUAGUUGAAGGGAAAAUGGAUUUUCCCCAUUAACAAUGUAUUGAUAUAAGCUGACUCUAUUAUAAAUAAAAGUAUUUGGGUUUGAAAAGCAAGAUCCAUUGGAUAUGCAAAAGACCUCCUUCCAGUGGAAACGAUUAAAAAAACAGACCAACAGAGCUGUUUUGGGAUUCUUCUUGUAAAUGCUGCUAAAGGCACUGUCAUUAUUGUGGUUGGCAUUUCAGAAUUAAUCACUACACCAAUUGAUUUAUUUUAACCCCAAAUUAACAAUCUGGAAAAGGGCUGUAAAUGCAUUUUCAUCGAGAGUCAUAUCAGCCUUAUAGGAGUUGCCUUCAAAGAGCCAUUGAAUCAAUGGAUGGAGAAUCUGUGGAUACAGAGGGCCAAUUCUCUCUCUCUCUCUCUCUCUAUAUAUAUAUAUAUACACACACACACACACACACAUACAUAUACAUAUACAGUAGAGUCUCACUUAUCCAACAUUCUGGAUUAUCUAACACAUUUUUGUAGUCAAUGUUUUCAAUGCAUUGUGAUAUUUUGGUGCUAAAUUCGUAAAUACAGUAAUUACUACACAGCAUUAAUGUGUAAUGAACUACUUUUUCUGUCAAAUGUGUUGUAUAACAUGUUUUGUGCUUAAUUUGUAAAAUCAUAACCUAUUUUGAUGUUUAAUAGGCUUUUUCUUAAUCUCUCCAUAUUAUCCAACAUAUUCGCUUAUCCAACGUUCUACCGGCCUGUUUAUGUUGGAUAAGUGGGACUCUACUGUACAUACAUACACACACACACACACAUACACAUAUAUACAUACACACACACAUAGUGGUCAGUGCUCUAUUUUUUACCCAAAUUGGGUCCCCAGAUAUUAUUGAACAACAACUGCAUCACUUUAGGACCCUUCUACACUGCCAUAUAAUCCAAAUAAUCAAAGCAGAUAAUCCACAUUAUCUGCCUUUAUCUGAGUCUACACUGCCAUAUAAUCCAGUUCAAAGCAGAUAAUCUGGAUUUUAUACAGCUGUGUAGAAGAGAGCUUAGAAUAUUGUCAUGCAGGUUGGGACAGUGGGAAUUGUAACUCAACAGCACUUGUGGCUCUGACGUUGAGAAAAGGGUAAAGGACAUUUUAAUGUCAGAUCCACAAAUCUUGUGUCUAAAUCCAAGCCCCAGUACCCUGACUAAACAGAAUUAAGUGCAGCCUUCCAGAUGUGACUGUACCAAAACUCCCAUCAGCUCUAGUCAUGAAUUCUAAAUAUGGGGAAGACACAAAUUGGAGUCCAGCCACAUAAAAUAGCAUGGCGGGAUAGAUUUAGCCUGCGGACCGUAACACACUCCCAUCACACUACAGCAUGGAUCCAAUUUAAAUUUGACUUCUGCCUCCUGCAGAAUUCUAUUGUUUGUAGUUUCUUGAGGCCCAGGACCUCUCUGACUGAGCAGGUUAAAGGCCCCUCCCUCAACUACAAGCCAAAGAAUUCUGCAGGAGGCAGAAACUGGAUUUAAAGUGAAUCCAUGUUCUAGUGUGAUGAGAUCUUUAAACUAUCUCAGCAUAAGAGUUUCCUAAUAAAUAACAUUCAAAAGAAGUUUACUGUUCUUCUUUCUGCACAGUGCCAACAAGUAUUAGCUACCUCAAAGGCCACUUAUAAACUGCCAUAUAAAAUAUACAGAUUAUCUGCUUUGAACCGGAUUAUAUGAGUCCGCACUGCCAGAUAAUCUGGGAUAAAAAGAAAACUUGGGAUCAGAUCCUGGGAUAUAAGGCCUGCCUGGAAGGGCCCCCAGUUCAAAGCAGAUAAUCUUGGUUUUAUAUAGCAGUUUAGACGGGGCUUGAGAGAACUUCUACCUGUGUCGUUAUUGUUUCCAUUUGUUGUACAUUAUGCAUUGAAGUCAUUGUGCUAUUUGGAAAAGGUAUGAAAGAAGUGAAAGGGGUUUGGUUUUAGAGCUGUAACCCAUGUUUAAAGUUGGGGAAUGAAGGGUCUGUGUCAAAUAUGGCCCAGAUCCAUCAUGCCACAUGGGAACCUUUGUAGUGCAAAUGAACAUACACAUUUUGAUUUUCUUUUAUAUAUGUGGCAAAACCAGAGUUUGCUUUCUGGAUUUUUAAAAUUUAUUUUCCAGCUGUGGAUGAUGGAAUCUAUGGAGACUGAGGGGCCUUCCACACAGCCAUAUAACCCAGAAUAUCAAGGCAGAUAAUCCACAUUAUCUGUUGUGAACUGGGUUAUAUGGCAGUAUGGACUCAGGUAACCCCGUUCAAAGCAGAUAUUGUGGGAUUUUCUGCCUUGAUAUUCUGCGUUAUAUGGUUGCGUGAAAGGCCCUGAGUCCACACUGCUAUAUAACCCACUUCA